Drosophila ananassae is the source of this 1556-nucleotide messenger RNA. It is a transcript of the gene Elp4, whose product is annotated as putative elongator complex protein 4. Gene Ontology annotation, biological process: tRNA wobble uridine modification. Gene Ontology annotation, cellular component: elongator holoenzyme complex; transcription elongation factor complex; cytoplasm. The transcript has a single exon. NCBI's taxonomy places the organism in Eukaryota, Metazoa, Arthropoda, Insecta, Diptera, Drosophilidae. The record is from RefSeq and is a predicted model, not a curated record. Bases 1 to 1434 code for a protein of 477 amino acids.
AUGACCAGUUUUCGCAAGCGCACCGUGCAGAAGCCCAUCCGGGGCACCCGCACCAGUCCGCACACGGCACAGGUGAUUACCUCCAGCGGGAACCCUUACUUAGAUGUGGUUAUUGGCGGCGGCUUGCCGAUGGGAUCUAUUUGCCUGAUCGAGGAGGAUCGAUUCAUGACCCAUGCUAAAGUGCUGGCCAAGUACUUUCUCGCCGAAGGCGUGCUGUCCAAGCAGGAGAUCUUUCUGGGCAGCUUAGACGACAUCCCUGCGGAGAUGCUGCGCCGUCUUCCAAAGCCUCUCACCGAUCUGGAGUCAGAGGUGGAGCAGCGUGAGGAGGAACAGGCAGCGGCAGGUGCCGGGGCCGAGAACGGAUUACGGAUUGCCUGGAGGUACAAUGACUUGCCACUAGUUAACUCGGAGCACGCCACUGCCAAGAUCGGGCACCACUUCAAUUUAAUGGAGCAAAUGGACUCGAUAAUGCUGUACUAUGCCAACACCACCAUGUGGGACGAUAGCCACAAGGAGGCCGACAUUGUUAUUGCCUUCGGCGAUGAAUUAUCCAAAAGCAGCUCCCCCACCUCCUGCUCCUUGGAGCAGCAGCCCGUGGAGAACGCUCCACCCAUUCCGGGAGCCGGAGAAGAGAUCAUCCAGGAAGUGAAGACCAAGGAAGACCAGUUCCUUCUUAAAACAAGCGAAGAACAAUUAACUUACAUACAUCAAAUGCUUCGGGACAUGGAGGACGAUCCACCCAUUCCGGGAGCAGGAGAAGAGAUCAUCCAGGAAGUGAAGACCAAGGAAGAGAUAAACGCCAACAACAAUAACAAUAGUAGCACAACCGUCGCCAGCAGCACAAAAACUGCCAGCCAGGAGUCCCAGGUCUUUCAUAACGCCCGCUACGGAGGACUAUUAAACGACAUACAGCAAUUGCUUCGGGACGAGAGUUUUGUGGCCGGGACCAAGAAGAACUUGUGUCGAGUGUGCCUGACGUCUUUAGGAUCGCCUCUAUGGUACGACGAGCACUUUGGGGAGGACUUGAUCAAGUUCCUCACCCUUCUGAUGGCGAGUGUUCGGAACUGCAACUCGGUGUGCCUCAUCACCAUGCCAAUGCAUCUGAUUGCCAAGUACGAUGCCAGCCUGGUGCCUAAGAUUCGUCAGUUGGUGGACUAUGCUAUCGAGCUGGAAUCUUUUGCUGGAUCCGAAAAGGAAACGCAUCCAGCUUUCAAGGAGUAUAGCGGACUACUCCACUUGCACAAGAUGUCAGCCUUAAAUACGCUGGCUGUCCACAUGCCGGAUACCACGGACUUGGCCUUCAAAUUGCGCCGCAAGAAGUUCGUUAUCGAGAAGUUCCACCUGCCACCGGAGCUGCAGGAGUCCCCCAAACCGGAUAGCUGCAGUACCAGUAUCUUGAGCAAUUCCAAUGCCACGGCCUCGCUGGAUUUCUAGCUAUCAGCGAAAUUAGAAAUUAAGUGCGCGUAUGUAACCACGAAAAAACAACUAAAUUGCAUAAUAAUAAGCCAAGUAAAUGCAUUAAUAUAUCAGCCCUGAUUUUGUACGAUUUUGAAAAA